UUCCACCAUGCAAAUAAAACCUCUCCCCUUUCUCCUUCUCUUCCUUCAUCCUCUCUCUCUCUCCCCAUCUCGCCAUCUCCAUCAAAUACACAUUCAUCACUCUCUCACAGAUUCGUUCUUUCCAUUGACAGAAACCUCCCCCUUCCCUUCCUCAUCUCCUCAUCAGCAUUUACUCCCUCUUUUGGAAACCGAUACCAAAACGUCACUCCCCACCCUUCCUCCCCCUCCCCCCCCCCCCCCCCCCCCCCCCCCCCCCAACGCACUGCAGCGAUUGGAUUUGAGUCGGAAGCUUCCGGACAGUGACUGUAACCCUUCGCCGGUCCCGCCUGCAUUCGCUCCUGUUUGAACGGCAAUCGGCUCUGCUCGGCCGCACACAAUGGCGGUUCCUCCGACGGUCGCCGCCACCGCCACCGCUCCGGCGUCUCUUUACGUCGGGGACCUCCACCCCGAUGUCACUGACGGUGCUCUCUUCGAGGCGUUCACGGAGUUCAAGAGCCUCUCGUCGGUCCGCGUCUGCAGAGACUCCUCCUCUGGCAGGUCCCUCUGUUACGGAUACGUCAACUUUCUCUCUCCUCAAGACGCUAUGAACGCAAUUGAAUCCAAGAAUCACACUCUACUGAAUGGAAAAUUCAUAAGAGUGGCCUGGUCCUGUCGUGAUCCCGAUGCAAGGAGAACUGGAAAAGGGAACAUAUUUGUUAAGAACUUGAGUGACUCGGUUGAUAAUGUGGGACUACAAGAAUUGUUUAAGCCAUUUGGUAACAUAUUAUCUUGCAAAGUCGUCACAUCAGAGGAUGGGAAGAGCAAAGGAUAUGGCUUUGUUCAAUUUGAUUCUGACGAAUCUGCAACUGCUGCUAUGGAGAAACUGAAUGGUUCGGAUGCUGGAGGCAAGCAGAUAUAUGUGGCAAAGUUUGUCAAAAGAAGUGAUCGGGUUCUGUCUCGGGCCAAUGCUAUAUACACUAAUCUGUAUGUGAAGAAUCUCGAUCCUGAUGUCACAGAAGAGGUCUUGCGAGAGAAAUUUUCUGAUUUUGGUAAAAUUACCAGUCUGGUCAUUGUGAAGAAUGAAAAUGGUAUCUCGAGGGGAUUUGGCUUUGUGAACUUCGAAAGCCCUGAUGAUGCAAAGCAAGCCACUGAAACCAUGAAUGGAUCACAACUUGGUUUGAAGGUUCUCUAUGUAUCAAGGGCGCAGAAAAGGGCUGAGCGUGAUGAGAUUUUGCGACGCCAAUUUGAGGAGAAACGGAAGGAGAGCAUCCUUAAGUACAAGGACUCAAAUGUCUAUGUCAAGAACAUUGAUGAUGAUGUCAGUGACGAAGAACUGAGAGAGCACUUCAGCCAGUGUGGCAGCAUCACUUCUGCAAAAAUCAUGCGUGAUGACAAAGGCAUUAGCAAGGGUUUUGGUUUCAUCUGCUUCUCCCACCCUGAGGAGGCGAGUAGAGCUGUCAACAGUUUCCAUGGAUUCAUGUUUCAUCGAAAGCCACUGUAUGUUGCUAUUGCUCAAAGGAAGCAGGAUAGGCAAGCACAACUACAGCUUCAUUAUUCCCAGAGAAUGGCUGGACUUAGUGGAGCCUCACCUGCUGUAAUUCCUGGAGGAUACCCUUCUUACUACUACACAGGACCUUCUGGUCUUAUUUCUCAAGCGCCUUCUCGCCCAGGGCUGAUGUAUCAGCCAAUAGGAUUGAGGCCCGCAUGGAGAGGAAAUGGGCUUCCUCCCCCACCUGGACCGGGAUUUCCAACUGCAUCACUGCCGAUACCGCAUACUCCACAAGAGGGUAGACACAACAGAGGCAGGAUGAACGGGCAUAUGAUUCCACAAGGUGGCGCUCCAUCUGCAAUGUACAUUCCACAUUUGCAACAGCCAACUCAACCAGUGGCACCUCUCAAAGACCCACACUUGCAGCGUGUUGGGCAGCAUAGAUAUGUGCCUAGUGGGCGUUCACGGGAGAUGAACAAGGGAUCGGGAGUCGUACCUUCUGGCUCUGAUCCUGCUGGAGCAGGGCCACCGGGGACAGAGAUGCUGAGCAGCCUGCUUGCAGCUGCGUCCCCUGAGCAGCAGAAACAGAUACUGGGGGAGCGCCUUUACCCUCUUGUCCAAAAAAAUAAGCCUGACCUUGUCGCUAAGAUAACCGGGAUGCUUCUGGAGAUGGACAACUCGGAACUACUGCUGCUUUUGGAGUCACCCGAGUCACUGGCCGCAAAGGUGGAAGAAGCCGUGCAGGUCCUCAAGCUAUCGAAGAGCAAAUCUUCUAAUCAGGCCGCUCUACAGCCCAAUUUUCUAUCCACGGAGGUGGCAGUCAAUUGAUGGUCACAGGCGAUUUUCCAAUAGACAAUAAUACUAUUUUUUUUAAAAAAAAAACAAUGCUAGAGGUUUCGAACAUAGCUCAAAGACGGGGACGGGAACUUUUUCUUUAUACUCAUCAAAUCAGGUCUUAAGUUUGGUUCUUUAGAGGAGUAUAUUUUGGUUUAAUAAGGACCUUGUCUCGAAUGUUGUUUGGGAGAUUAAUUUGGUUUGAUAGGUUAUGAUCUUUGUACUUUGGAGAUUAAUUUGGAUAUCUAGACGAACCAUUUUAAAGUA
Molecule: messenger RNA, 2569 nt
Organism: Punica granatum (pomegranate)
Lineage: Eukaryota; Viridiplantae; Streptophyta; Magnoliopsida; Myrtales; Lythraceae
Source: RefSeq, a predicted model, not a curated record